Messenger RNA from Sarcophilus harrisii (Tasmanian devil), 6915 nucleotides. RefSeq names its product ubiquitin specific peptidase 35 (gene USP35). The record is from RefSeq and is a predicted model, not a curated record. The transcript is spliced from 16 exons. Bases 769 to 3927 code for a protein of 1052 amino acids. Gene Ontology annotation, cellular component: nucleus; cytosol. Gene Ontology annotation, molecular function: cysteine-type endopeptidase activity; cysteine-type deubiquitinase activity. Lineage: Eukaryota; Metazoa; Chordata; Mammalia; Dasyuromorphia; Dasyuridae. Gene Ontology annotation, biological process: protein deubiquitination.
GGGACUAAGCCUGGGAAGGGUCUUUGGGCCACGUCGCCCCUUCCCCCUUCCCCCACCCGGUUCGGCAGCAGCUCCUCCCCUCUCCUGCGGCGUCCGCCCUCCCUCCAGCAGCAUCUCCUCCUCCUUCCCUUGCUCCCUCCCUCCCUCCGCUCUGCACAUCUCCCAGCUCUAGCGGUCAAUGCUGCCGGCUGCAGAAGUCCCUAGAACUGUGCGCUGUGCAUAAAUCCAGCGGCGGCGGCAGCACUGAACGCAGCUGUCUCCCAGCCAGACCGUGCGUAUGCACUGCAGUGCCUUCCGAGCAUUGCACUCAUCGGCCUCUGGCCAUCCGCACCCCCUGCAUCCUCCUCCAGCCCCCUCCCUGGGCUGCGCACAGGAGAAAAAUGCUGCAGACGUCCUUUCCCUCCCCGGGUUUGAAGAGAUAAAAACAGUUCUGGGACAAAUGGAUAUCCUUCUAUUAUUCUGUAAUGUUUCACAUUCUGAAGAGCAUCAUACAGGAACUCCUGAUGGGGGUCAUCUCACCUCUUCUUGAACAUGUGCAGUGGCAGGGAGCUCACUGCUUAAUAAAUUAGACUUUCAUUUUGGACAGAUUCUUUUUCUUCAUGAGUGACAGAAGCAGCAGAGUUACUGUGGAAAGAACAUCAUCCUUUCAAUGCUUUGAGGCACCAUAUUGGGAAUGGAUAGAGAGAUAGAAACAACUUAGUUCCUGAUCUCAAGAAGCUCACAAGCAAAGAAGGGGAUCUCUUGCUGCAGCCCAGGCGAGGAGCAGCUAUGGACAAGAUCCUGGAAGCUGUGAUGCUAUCAACCUAUCCUAUCAAUGUGAAGCAAGGGCUGGCACGGCGAGUGAUCGAGGCAGCGAAGCAACCCAUGGACAGUGCUCAGUGCUGGGCCAUGCUGGAGCUGUCCACCAAGCUCUUCCUGGUGGGUGACACAAAGUUCAAGAGGGAGAUUGGACAGGAGGUCCUGGAGGUCUAUGGCCGAUACCACCUAGAGGCCUUUGUGGAGUUCUUUAAUGCCCAUUUCCUCCUGACUCUGCUGCAGGAGGGCUACGGGACCCCGGGCCACCCCAGCCCCUAUGUACUGGAUUAUGUCCAGUUGGGGCUGCAGUUCAUCCCUGAAGGACCUCCAGCUGAAGGUGUCUUUGCCUUGCUCCGCCUGGAAGUCCUGAGAAAGGUGUGCGAACGGCCAGGCCCCAGGCAAUGUGCCAAGGUGGCUCGUCUCCUGAGCCAGUACCCACGCUGCAUUCCAGAUGGCAGACAUCGGCUGCUCUUCUGCCAGCAGCUGGUCCGCUGCAUUGGACAGUUCCAGUGUCUGGCAGAGGGGGAGGAGGGCAUUGUGGAAUUCUUGAGCCAUGUGAAUCAAGUGAGCGGGCUCUUGCCUAAAAUUUGGAGUGCUCAAGCCUCAUCCAUCCUGCUGUCCCUGAAAGAGCUGUUUGCCAUUAUCUCCUCCACAGAGGAGCAGGAACCUCCCUCCAAUGCCUUGGCCAGCGUUGUCCAGUAUGUGCCUCUGGAGCUUAUGGAUGGGGUGAUCAGGAACCUCACCAAUGACGACAGCAUCUCAGAUGCCCAGAUGAUGACCGCUAUUAGCAGGAUGAUCGACUGGGUAUCUUGGCCCCUGGGGAAAAACAUAGACAAAUGGAUCAUCACGUUGCUAAAGGGCCUAGCAGCUGUUAAGAAGUUCAGCAUUUUGAUUGAAGUUUCUCUCUCCAAAAUAGAGAAGGUUUUCUCCAAACUGCUGUAUCCCAUUGUGAGGGAGGCUGCGCUGUCUGUUCUCAAGUAUAUGCUCCUGAGUUUCCAGCACUCCCAUGAAGCCUUCCAUCUGCUUCUCCCACACAUUCCCAAAAUGGUGGCUUCCCUGGCGGAAGAGGACUCCAACUCCCGAGCAAACUGCCUGGAAGAAUUGGCAGAGCUGAUCCACUGCAUGGUGUUCCGCUUCUCAGGCUUCCCGGACCUGUAUGAACCGGUCAUGGAGGCCAUCAAGGAUCUCCAUGUUCCCAAUGAAGACAGGAUCAAACAGCUCCUGGGACAGAAUGCCUGGACCUCCCAGAAGAACGAGCUGGUGUGCUUCUACCCCCGGUUGGCAGCCAAGUCAGACACAGGCAAGAUCGGCCUCAUUAACCUGGGGAACACCUGUUACAUGAACAGUGUGAUCCAGGCUCUGUUUAUGGCCUCUGAUUUCCGACACUGCGUUCUUCAUCUUCCUGAGGACAAUUCUCAGCCCCUGAUGACCAAGUUGCAGUGGCUUUUUGCCUUCCUUGAACACAGUCAGCGGCCUGCUGUCUCCCCAGAGAGCUUCCUAUCUGCCUCCUGGACGCCCUGGUUCAGCCCCGGUGCCCAGCAGGACUGCUCAGAGUACCUGAAGUAUCUGUUGGAUAGAUUGCAUGAAGAGGAGAAAACAGGGAAGAGAAUUUGCCAGAAGCUCAAACAGUCAAACACACCAUCCCCACCAGAGGAACAGCCAAGCCCAAACUCAAGUCCAAAUCCAAGUCCAACAGCUGUAGAGAAAAUGUUUGGUGGGAAGAUCGUGACACGCAUCCGCUGCCUCCGCUGCCUCAAUGUCUCCACCAGAGAGGAAGCAUUCACAGACCUUUCUCUGGCCUUUCCACCUCCUGACCGCCGUCGCCGUCGCGUGGGCUCUGUCAUGCUGCCAGUGGAAGAUGUCAGGGUACAAGGCCCUCCUUCACCAGCCAAGACCCCGGCCCCAGGCACUGAGGGAGCCCGGAGACAGAGAAAGCACUGCAUUGCUGGGGAUGCUCUGCCCCCAGUUGUGAGCAUUGAGAUACUUGGGUUCCAGGAACCUGGAGGGCAAAAGGAGAAAGAGGAGGAAAUAGAGAAAAAGCAGGAGGAAGAAAAAGAAAAGAUGGAGGAGAGGGAGAAAAAAGAGGAGAGUGAAGACAAGAAACAUCAAAAGGAGAAAGAAAAAAAGAAAGAGGAAGAAGAGAAAGAGGAAAAGAUAGAGAAAAAGAAGGAAAAAAAGGUGGAGAAAGAGGAGAAAGAAAAAGAGGAAAAAAAGAAAGAAGGAGAAGUUUGCUUAGGCCUGAGGGCUGGAGGGAACCAGGGAGUUGCCUUUGGGGAGCAGAUGUGUGGCCCUGAGGGUUCUCGGUCAGUCCCAGAUCUUCUCAAUUACUUCCUGUCACCAGAGACGCUGACAGCCGAGAACCGUUAUCACUGUGAGCACUGUGCCUCCUUGCAGGAUGCAGAGAAGGUGGUUGAGCUGAGUGAGGGACCCCGCUACCUCAUCCUCACCCUUCUGCGCUUCUCCUUUGACCUGCGGACCAUGCGUCGGAAGAAGAUCCUGGACAACGUCUCCAUUCCCCUGUUCCUUCGGCUUCCCAUGGCGGGCGGCUGCCCUCAGCAGGAGCAGGGCCAGGCCUGUGCAGCCUACGACCUUUGCAGUGUGGUGGUGCACUCGGGGAUCUCUUCAGAAAGUGGCCAUUACUACUGUUAUGCCCGUGAGGGAGCCACGGCCAUAGUCAACCCGUCAGGGCCGGCAGGACUCUCAGCUGCUGAAAAGCCCCCAGGACUGGAGAGCCAGUGGUAUUUGUUCAACGACACCCGGGUCUCCUUCUCCUCCUUUGAAUCCGUCAGUAAUGUCACCUCCUUCUUUCCCAAGGACACAGCUUAUGUGCUGUUCUACAGGCAGAGAGUCAGAGAAGGAUGGAAAGCAGAACCCAAGUCCCCCAGACCCCACCCUGAACCAGCCCUCCACAAAGACCUGAUUGAAGCCAUAUCUAAAGACAACAUUCUUUACCUGCAGGAGCAGGAAAAGGAGGCCAGGAGCAGAUCAGCCUACAUCUCCACGCUCCCCAAAUCUCCCCCUUGGGGGAGGGACUUUGAUGAAGACAAGGAUGAGGAUGACGAAGGCUCCCCAGGAGGCUGUGACCCUGCAGCUGGAGGCAGUGGCAGCUCUUUCCACAGACUUGUCUUCUAGGGGUCUUAACCCCAGUCCUAUGCUCUCGUCCUAGUCCCCAGCCUGCUCUGACAAUCCUUCCCUUGCAAGGCCACUUCAGGCCCCUUAUUCUUUAAGCAAGACAAGAUGGGAUGAGCUCAGAUUUCACCAUAUCAACUUCUCCCCAAGCCCUGAGGACUUAGGUUGGACUGGGUCCUGUCUUCAAGCAGAGGAAGCAGACUUGUACUUCCUAGCCCCAGACCUGUUCUUCCUUCCCUAACUUCCUAGCAGGAGUAGGAAUAAUGGGAGAAAGUUAAGGAGAAGUAGAUUUCAGCUCCCUUCUUAACAAUCAGAGCUGUCUAAUCAUGGAGCAGGCUACUUCUCCAUAGGGAGUGAGCUCAUCAAGGGAAAUAUUCAAGCAGAAGGCAGAUGACCACUCAUUGGGGACAUUGUAGAGGGGAUUUCUAUUCAGGUACAAUUAGACUAGAUGACCUCUGAAGUCCCUUCAAGCUCCAAGAUUCUCUGACGACACCUUCCAGGGAAAGGACAUGCAAGGAGGAGGUUCUGACCCUUUUCUGAGGGGAAGAGGCAGAGGUUAAUGGUAUGUGCCCAGCCUAAGGCCCAUGGGAGCGUGUGCUUCUGGUCUAUUUGUUCUAGGAACUAGAUCAUCGGGACCUGACUCUUGAGAGAGUACCCAAGCAAAAGACUCGUAAAGGUCCGUUCAAACGCCAUAUAAACAAAUGUUCUCAUUGAUUCCACUGGAAAAUCUGCUGUGUGAUAACAGCUAUUUCAGCUUCCUACAGUAAUAAUUCUUUGACUCAAGUACAUACGGUACAUGCCAGUCAGAGACAAAUGCUUUUUUUUUCCCCCGGGCCUGGUUUAUGUAAGUUAUAUUCUAUUACAAAAGUACAUGAUCAGGUUUGGGGAGAAAACUUCAUAGCUCUAAUGUUCUGCAAUCAUAGAGCAUUUGCCCCUUUGCCCCCUUUCCUUUUUCUCCUUCUCUCCUUGGACUUCUCUAUCAACUCCCAAAUAAUGUCAUCAUUCCCUGAUAACAUACCCUGGACUCUCAAAAUUGAGGAGCAUGGAGGAGGCUGAAUGAGGGAGUGUGAUGUCAUUGAAGCCUUUUUUUCCCUCUAGUGCAGGGGGACCCACAGACCUUCCCACUUUCACCCCACCAACAAUUCCAUGGAUAGAUCUCAGAGUGUUCAUGAACUUGGAUGGGAGGAAAAAACCAACCCAGACACAUCUUUAUUUGCAUUCACCACUGAAUUCAGCAUUUCCUUCAAUUAUCUUAAAAGCAUGAUCCUGAGAAGGGGGUCUAUUAUAAGCAUUACCGAGACCACCAGAGGGGUCCACAACACCUAAUGAUGGUUAAGCCUCUCUAAUUCUAAUAUGUUCAGCAGAGCACUUAAUUUAAUUGACUCACUCAUUCCAAUGGAAACAUAGGAUCAUUACAGAACAAUCAAAUUUAGAGCUGUAAGAGAACAAAUGUAAUCUAGCCCCUUUACAAAUGUGGAAACUGAGGCCCAAGAAGGGAACAAAGUCAGGAUUCCUUACCAGUUUUUGCCAGUUGGAUGUACAGUCUAAUGGGGAAUAACCCUGCUCACUCGCCUCUAUAACCCUCCACCCUCUUCUCUAGGACAGGGGAGAUUCAGCCUGGCUGGAUCACUGGGCCCUGUUUGAAAUAUGGCAGAUUUCCCCAGGAUUGCUACUUAUUUUACUAAGAGAGAACACUGCCUUUUGCAUCUAGAAGAGGGUAGUGGUGACCUAGCAAAUGGUUCCAUUUGGGAUGUAAUGGCUACAUUUCUCUUCCCAUCCCAGUCCAUGGGGUUAAAGCUGAAAGGGACCCUGGAAACCAAAGAGAGUCAGCACUGAAAGGACCUUAGUCCAAUCUCAUUUUACAAAUGGGGAAAAGGAAGAUCACCAGAGGUGAAUUACUUUCAGAAGAUACAGAACUGGGAUUCACACCCAGAUCCUCUGAUCCAGCAUUUUCACUAAAACCACAAAGCUUCAGUUUAUCCCUACAACUUCCUAGUCACAUUGGUGGUGGGCUUUUUAAAAUUCCCGUUUUAUAGAUGAGCAAACUGAGGCUGAGCAAGGGGUUGAUCUGAGAGUGCCCACUACCAGUUUGCUAUGAUGCCUGAUCAGACCCAUUCGAAUUGCCCAUGUUAAGAUCCUUGUAUUUUUUCUUUUUUAAAUUGGGGAGAUGGGGGAGCAUUUUAUAUUAUUAGCUUAAUAUGCAUACAGGUCUUGGAGGUUCAGUUUUGUUACUUGCUCCAUAUGCAACAUUGAGGAAGUCACAUCCCUUCUGAUCUUCAUUGUCCUUAUCUCCCAACCUUUUUUGUAAGAAAAGCUGGAGUGCAGAAUGACUGAGCUGCCAUCAUCAGCCUUUAGCAUAGUAAUAAGGGGGUUCCUUUGGGAGAGCUGACACUCUAGCUACUGAGGAUGCUGAGACUGAUGGGUUGCUUGAGCUCAGGGCUUCUGAGAUACAGUAGGGAUAAAGCUGACCAGGUGCCCAAGGAAGUCUGGCACUAAUUGGGUGAGCUUGUCCUUGGAUCCUUGUCUCCCACUCAGCCCCCUAAGUUGCUUAUGGAGAAAUAAACUGACUUCAGUCAGAAACCGAUCAGCAGGUUCAUGCCUUCUGUGCAGGUCACUGGUAAGGUUGGGGGGACCCAGUCUCAAACUAAUAAAAGCCCCAUCAAACAAAAUUAAUAGGUGGGAUUUCAGGGGAUAGGUCACAGGCCUGGCAAGCUCUGAUUUUGUUUGGUAAAUGAGUGAGGAGGUCUGGAGCUGGAGUAAUUGCAAGGGAAGGGGAAGGGCAUAUGGACCCAGAGGGAGGCACUGAUUCCAAGGGUGCUCUCCUCUCCCAAAGGGUGUGGAUAAAUUUUGUGAACAUCUUUCCCCUAUGCUAAGCAUCCUGUUCUCUUUUUUUUACCUUCCAGUCUUGAGUUCCCCACAAUCCAAUUUUGGUUUUACUUUCCUGGGGACAGUGACACAUAAAAAUAAAUUUAUGAUUUCAUUGCAGCUUGA